AAGGAAGAUUUUAGUCUUUCGCACUUAAAAAAAAGUUUGGAGACCAACAUGUUUUCUUGUUUUAAAAGACCUUGAAGAAAUGUUUUUGACAAAUACUUGUAUUGCUUUAUGGUUUUCCUUCUCUUCUGCUUACGAAAACUUGGCACUUAAUAAACCAGCUCAUGAAGAGUACCCAUACAACAAUGCUUUUGAUACUGACGCCAGCAAGGCUGUUGAUGGACUUAAGACUGAUCUGAAUGGUCUUGGAGGACAAUGUUCAUUAUCAGCCUCAAAUCAACGUACCUCCACCUGGUGGGUCAAUCUGACCAGUACCCGCAGUAUCCACGACAUCCGGAUCUAUUACAGGACAGACAAUGUAUAUUGGGAUGCAGCAAACGGAUAUACGUCAAGGUUUCUGGGAUUUUCUAUAUACGUCUCAAACACAACAAACAAGUUGGAGGGAAAACUUUGCUACAAAGACAGAAACUUCACAAGAAGCACGAUACCAGCUGUCUUUAACACCACCUGCUUUGUACAUGGUCAAUACGUCAUCUACUACAACGAGAGACUACCAGGAGUUAUCUAUCCUAGUGGUUAUUCUGUCUACGCCUAUAACAACCUCUGUGAAGUAGAAGUCUAUGGAUGUCCUACACCUGGUUACUAUGGUAUCAAUUGCAAUAUUCCCUGUCCUGACGUCAACUGUGGAUACUGUCACAUCGAAACGGGCACCUGUCAGGGGGGAUGUAGACCUGGAUACAAAGGACACCAGUGUGAAUUGGAAUGUGACAAUAGAAAAUACGGAGACGGAUGCCAAAGGAAUUGUGGGAAUUGUUUAAAUAGAGCGCAAUGUGACCACGUAAUUGGAACUUGCUUACAGGGGUGCGAGGCAGGGUACAAAGGUCAAAUGUGUGAUCAAGAAUGUGGAGUAGGUUUUUAUGGCCGAGGAUGCACGAGUCAAUGCGGAAACUGUAGAGACCAAACAGAUUGCAGUCGCUUCAAUGGAAUUUGUUCAAAGGGCUGUCUUCCAGGAUAUCGCGGAGACACGUGCAAAGAACAAUGUGACAAUGGAACAUACGGGAACGGAUGCAAUAAAACAUGUGGUCAUUGCGUGAACAAGUCGCUCUGUAACCACGUGAACGGGACCUGCUUUGGGGGAUGUGAUCCGGGAUAUAGAGGUUCUCGGUGUUAUCAAGAAUGUACCAAUAACAAAUAUGGAGACGGAUGCCAAACAAACUGUGGACAUUGUUUGAACAUGAGUCAGUGUCACCAUAUAAAUGGAACUUGUUUUGACGGCUGCGAUCCUGGAUAUGAAGGCCAAAGGUGUAACCAGGAAUGUCAAAAUAGAUCAUAUGGUUACCGAUGCCAGAGGAAAUGCGGACAUUGUUUAAACAGCUCCAAAUGUGAUCACGUUGAUGGAACUUGUUUACAGGGAUGUGCAGAGGGAUAUGGAGGACGCACAUGUAACCUAGUUAACUUGGCUCUACGCAAACCAGCAUAUGAGGAGAAAAUAUACAUCCAUGAUAACGUUAAUGCCGGCAAUGCUGUGGAUGGAAACAAAUCAAACUUGAACGGUUUAGGAGGAGAGUGUUCAAUAUCAGCUGAGAAACAACGCACUGCCACCUGGUGGGUUAAUCUAGAGAGCAUCUAUAGCAUCCAUAACAUUCGUAUCUAUUACAGGACCGAGAAUUUUGCCUGGGGUCCAUUAAACGGGCAUACAACGAGGUUUCUUGGAUUUUCAAUAUAUGUCUCAAACACAACAGACAAGUCGGAGGGAAAACUUUGCUACAAAGACAGGAACUUCACUAGGAGCACGAUACCAGCUGUCUUUAACACCACCUGCUUUGUUCAUGGUCAGUACGUCAUCUACUACAACGAGAGACUGUCAGGAGUUACCUAUCCUAGUGGAUAUUCUGACUACGCUAUUAACGAACUCUGCGAAGUAGAAGUCUAUGGUUGUCCCCGACCCGGAUACUAUGGUAUUGACUGUGACCUCCCCUGUCCUGACGUCAACUGUGGAUACUGUCACAUCCAGACGGGUACCUGUCAGGGGGGAUGUAAACCUGGAUACAAAGGGCACCAGUGUGAAUUAGAGUGCCAAGAUGGAUACUUUGGCAUAAACUGUGCUCGAGAAUGUCCUGCUAACUGUAACAGCUGUAAUAAAAAAUCUGGACUUUGUGAUCUUGGAUGUCAUCCGGGAUGGAAAGGGACACAUUGUACAGAAAAAUGUAAUGGUGGACUUUUUGGAGUGAACUGUAGCAUAUCAUGUGGACGAUGUCUUAAUCACCAACAAUGUCAUCAUAUAAACGGAACAUGUGUAACUGGAUGUGACCGAGGGUACAUUGGAAAGAAUUGCACUGAAGAAUGUGACGGUCAUACAUAUGGAUAUAAUUGUCAAGAGCACUGUGGAAUCUGUCGGAAUGGAGAGGAGUGUGAUACAGUGACUGGAGUGUGUCCCAAUGGCUGUGACACUGGUUACACGGGGGACAACUGUAAAGAAAAAUGCGAUGGUGGGCUUUUUGGAGUGAACUGUAGCACACCAUGUGGACACUGUCUUAAAAACCAACAAUGUCAUCAUAUAUUCGGAACAUGUGCAGAUGGAUGUGACUCAGGGUUUAUGGGUGACAACUGCGCGGAAGAAUGUAAUGGUGGACUUUUUGGAGUGAACUGUAGCAUAUCAUGUGGACGAUGUCUUAAUCACCAACAAUGUCAUCAUAUAAACGGAACAUGUGUAACUGGAUGUGACUCAGGGUACAUUGGAAACACUUGCACUGAAGAAUGUGACGGUCAUACAUAUGGAUAUAAUUAUCAAGAGCACUGUGGAAUCUGUCGGAAUGGAGAGGAGUGUGAUACAGUGACUGGAGUGUGUCCCAAUGGCUGUGACACUGGUUACACGGGGAACAACUGUAAAGAAACUUGUAGUAACAACACGUAUGGACUCCUUUGUUCGUUGACUUGUGGUAACUGCGUUGACAAACAACAAUGUCAUCACGUGACCGGAAAAUGCCCAGAAGGAUGCGCUGUGGGAUUUCAAGGAGAAAAGUGUGACAAAGUACAGUAUCUCCCACCGUCAGCAGAGUCUGCUGACCAUCCCUCCAUUACUUACAGUGUUUCUGCAUUGCUCGCUCUCUGUGUUAUCGUUAUCAUUUUUCUUACCUUAAGAUUAUGCAAAAACGAACAAUGUUAUAAGUGCCAUCAGCAUAAGCAACCGAAGGACAACAAACCUGUAGACACUGCACCAUCUACAACUGGUCACGACGUUAACGUUGAUGACGGCACGGCAUACCAGGAGCUCAACGAAGUCACCAAUCAACCACAGAGAGUCGAUCUUGGUCACACCGCCGUCAACCCUGAUUUUUACGUCAACGUUGAGGGAGAUAACUCAGCUUAUCAGGCGCUAGGAGAAGUUACCCAGCCGUUUCUCUAUGAUACGCCUUUCCAGAAAUAAGCAAUUUCUACGUUAAUGCAGAUGGGUGUAAAAUUUCCAAAAAAAUCCUUUAAAAAAUGCUAAUUCUUAAUCGCAAUAAUGCAGAUAUGACCCAAUUGUUCAUUUUGUUGUAUAAACAACACACUGCGUAACAAAGCAAAGUUUUUGGAAUCCAAGAAAUCUAUCAACAUUUUUUAUAUAUUUUUUUUUUCUCUGCUUAUUUUUAGUCAUGGUAAAUGAAUGGAAAUUGUGGGGUUUUUCACGCCAUGGCAGUUAUCCAUGUUCUGUCUUAGUAACACGUAUUUUAAUACGAUGUUUUUUUUUUAAAGUUCGGGGCGAACUUCAGGUAAGUUGUCAUAGAUACCGGUAUUACAAUCUCAAAGUAUAGAUACGUACAUGUUUAUUUGAGGUUUAUACCUGAGUAAUCAGCAGUUAUUAUUGCUUUGCUUGUACAUCUGCUUCUACAUAUAUAUGCAAUUUAUUAAAAAUCAGUAUUUGUUUUCGCAUUUCAACUUACUAUAUAUGUUCACCCUGUUUUGAUUCUUCUUGCGUU
Molecule: messenger RNA, 3956 nt
Organism: Magallana angulata
Lineage: Eukaryota; Metazoa; Mollusca; Bivalvia; Ostreida; Ostreidae
Product: multiple epidermal growth factor-like domains protein 11
Exons: 21
Coding region: 80-3424 (1114 amino acids)
Molecular function (GO): scavenger receptor activity
Source: RefSeq, a predicted model, not a curated record